Messenger RNA from Penicillium lagena, 1521 nucleotides. Its product is annotated as sugar porter family MFS transporter. The record is from RefSeq and is a predicted model, not a curated record. Gene Ontology annotation, molecular function: carbohydrate:proton symporter activity. The transcript has 2 exons. Gene Ontology annotation, biological process: transmembrane transport; carbohydrate transport. The coding region runs from base 1 to 1521 and encodes 506 amino acids. NCBI's taxonomy places the organism in Eukaryota, Fungi, Ascomycota, Eurotiomycetes, Eurotiales, Aspergillaceae. Gene Ontology annotation, cellular component: membrane.
AUGAAAUCUGGGGUAUACCAAUUUCUCAUAGGCUGCUUUGCAGCCUUUGGUUCUUUCCUUUUCGGCUAUGAUCUCGGUGUGAUUGCUGAGGUUGUUGCUGCCUCGUCAUUCAAGACAAUGUUUUUGCAGAGUAAUGCAGAUUCCAAGUCCGGUACGGUGGUUUCUCUCUACACUGGCGGCUGCUUCUUUGGCGCUCUUGGGGCCGGAUUUACGGACAGAUUAGGUCGCCGGGGAACAAUCCUGAUGGCAUGUGUCAUCUUUACAAUUGGAGGCAUCAUCCAGACUGCUGGUGUUCGGAUUGAGAUGCUGUAUGUUGGCAGGCUACUUGCCGGGUUUGGAACGGGAUUCCUAGUUAUGAUUAUCCCAAUUUAUCAGGCAGAGAUUUCACAUCGCCGCAUUAGAGGGAGGAUUACAACCCUACAACAACUCUUCAGCGCCUUGGGGCAGGUAACUGCUGGCUGGGUCGCAUAUGGUUGCUACGCGGCCUACAACAGUACAAACGACAGUCGUGAAUGGCGGAUUCCCUUGGCAAUUCAAAUCAUUCCGGCACUUUUCCUAGGCAGCUUAGUCUAUCAAUGUCCCGAGAGCCCACGGUGGCUUUGUGACCACAAUAAAGCAGACGAAGGGCUCAAGACUCUCGCUCGGCUUCAUUCCCAUGGCGACACGAACGACGCCUAUGUGAUUGCAGAGUUUAACCUCAUCCAAACCCAGCUUGAAGCGGAACGUGCAGAAAAGACACCUAACUAUCUUGACCUGUUCAGAAGCUGGCCACAAUUCCGCCGCAUAAUCAUAGUCAUGGCUAUUCAGGCAGGCUGCCAGGGAACUGGUGUUAGUGCUAUCCAAUACUUCUCCCCGCAAAUCUUUGCUCAGCUUGGAAUUCCCGUCAAAACAACACUUCUCAUGCAAGCUGUCAAUGCACUUGUGGGGCUAGCAGGCACCUCACUCUGCAUUGUGAUCAUCGAAUUGGUAGGACGACGGCCCUUAGAGAUCGGGGGUUCGCUGAUCAUGACCAUCACAUUCGCUGUCAAUGCUGCCUUGAUCAAAAUCUUCCCAGCUUCUGUUUCCAACACUGGUGCGCAUUGGGGGUUUAUUGUCAUGACUUGGGUCUUUAACUUUGUGUUUUUCGUCACUAGCGGACCUCUGUCAUGGGCAAUUCCGCCCGAGCUUUUUGGAAACGCUAUGCGCGACACAGGUGUGUCAUGGGGCACGAUGACUUCUUUCGCCUUCAAUACGAUGGUAGGCCAGGUCACCCCUAUCGCGAUUAGUGCAGUCGGCUGGAGAUACUACCUCGUCUUUGUCGUCUGCAAUUUCACCACGGCCAUUUUCUUCUGGGCAUUCCUGCCAGAGACCAAAGGGCUUAACUUGGAAGACUUGGAAGAGUUGUUCAAGGAAUCGCCUGUCUUCAUUCCUGGUUCUAAAUGGGUGCCGAGCUCUCAUAUUGAACUGGACGCAAGGCGGAUUGCAGAGAAGGAGACGCCGGCAAAUCGGCACAUCGAGCAGGUUGAUGAUGGCUCUGUGUGA